Molecule: messenger RNA, 2629 nt
Organism: Aspergillus homomorphus CBS 101889
Lineage: Eukaryota; Fungi; Ascomycota; Eurotiomycetes; Eurotiales; Aspergillaceae
Exons: 3
Coding region: 1-2349 (782 amino acids)
Biological process (GO): regulation of DNA-templated transcription; DNA-templated transcription
Molecular function (GO): zinc ion binding; DNA-binding transcription factor activity, RNA polymerase II-specific; DNA binding
Source: RefSeq, a predicted model, not a curated record
AUGCAGGCAGGGGAGCUCAAGUUUCUUGCGCCCGCCGCUGGUCUUGCCCCCUCGCGCCUCAGCCCACCGGAUCUCCCACGGAUCAAAAAGCGGUCCAACGCGUGUGAAGCUUGCAAGAGAAGAAAGACCAAAUGUCAAGGCACCCAGCCAUGUGAGAAAUGCAUCCAGGCCGGAACGCAAUGCAUCUUUGCCGAGGAGCUCGACAGGCGGAAGAAGCUGGCCCUGAGGCAGGCGAAACAGGAGCUGCAUACGGCCUAUGACCUACUGGAUCAGAUGGUCGCCGCCUUGGACCACUGCGACAGCGCCGAACUGGACCGGCUCUCCAGCAUGGUCAAAGAGGGCUACCCUCGCAGAGAGGCCAUGACGUCGGUGGAGCAGAAGGGCCUCUCAGCAGCGUCGCGGGCGGCGUCUCAAUCCUCCGCAUCUUCCUCGUCGGCUGGCUCGCUGCACGAUAUCGCUACCCUGAAUGAAGACAUCAACCGGGACGAGCGCAGCAGGGCAACCGGCUACAUUGGGAAGGGCUCCGAGAUCGCCUGGCUGCAGAAGCUCAACGAGGAAGUCAGUAAACUCAGUUACCCGACCGAGUCCCCACUGCGGGCGGCAUCUGCCGACGUGGAUGUCAACUCCCUCAGUUAUCAUCUCGAUCAUUUGAGCUUUUUGGAACUGGCUCCGGGAGACCCGCAAAUCCUCCCGCCCCGUGCGCGCAGCGACCAGCUCAUUGGCAUCUACUUUCAGAAUGUCGAUCCCUCAUUUCCACUGCUGAACAAAACCCUCUUUUUGUCGCAGUAUCGCUAUGUCUUCAGCAAGUCGGAGACCCCGCGCAAGAAGUGGCUUACGAUCCUGAACUUGAUCUACGCUAUCGGCGCCAAGUAUGUACAGUUAUGCGAGAGAGUGUGGACGGAUGCUGUCGAUGAUCGUACUUUCCUGGCUAGAGCUUUGGCUCUAAAUGCCGACCAAAGCCUGCUUGGAGAGCAUGCGGACCUCCAGCAGGUGCAAAUAUGGGUGCUCUAUGCCAUCUACCACCUGGCUUCCGCCCAAAUCAACCGAGCGUGGCAUAUGGCAGGAUGGGCUGCCCGUUGUGCCAUAGCGCUGGGGCUUAAUCUUCGGGGAGUUAGUCCAAAUGUAGACGCGACUUCAAGGGAAUCCCGCACUCGCCUCUGGUGGUCACUCUUCAAUCUAGAGCAACUGCUUUCCGUGAUGACGGGCCGUACUUCAUGCCUUGACUGGCGAUCAUCCAGUAUCCCAGCUCCUUUUCCAUUCGAUGAACAGCAUUUCCAGGACCCCCAAGUAGCGAUGUUUCUGGCGGACCUCUUGUUGCGGGAAAAAAGGUAUGCUUUCACCGUCCACACCCCCAGGUCUUCGAUCGGGACUAGAAAUCAAACACUCCAAACGAUCGAACCGAGUCGUUCUUUGUACUUCUUUCACUUGACGGACCUUGCCAUGAUCAGUCAUGUCGCAGUCAAAUCGGUCUAUAGUCUGCAAUCCUGCGCUGGCAUCCCAAAGGGUUCCCGUGAGAACAUCACUCAGUACCAACAAAUGCUGAAAGACUGGCUGGCGAGUCUGCAAAGCUAUUUCAGAUUCACUGGCAGUAACGGUCGACCAAUGGUGACCGAACCGUGCCAAGAGCGGGUAACGCUGGCUCUCGCGUUCUAUAGCUUCCAGAUCAUCCUGACUCGGCCGUACCUCACCCGCCCCGAUGUCAAGGAAGGCACUAGGGUCCGGUAUCCUCGAUCUCCCUUCGGCGACGCGACAUCUCUUAUCUGCCUCCAGUCCGCAAUGGACUUGGUAUCCAUCUUUCCCGACCGUCCCGAUGUGAAGUGGUUGUGCGAGAUGACCCCCUGGUGGGCCGUCCUGCACUACAUCAUGCAAGCGCUCAUCAUCCUGCUCAUCCAGCUGUGCGUCGGUCCCGUGGGUGUGCUCAAGGGGGACAAGGUCGAGGGAGGUCAGGGUGCCGUAGGCACCACCGAGGAGCCCGAGGCCAUCCUCGAGGUCUCGAAAAAAUGCCUGCGCUGGCUGCACGCCAUCGGAAGCCGCAGCCCCAGCUCCCGCCGCGCCUUCAUCACCUGCGAACGUCUUCUGCGCCGCAUCGCAACGAUCCACGGCUUCAAUCCGGACGGCAUCCCUCAGGCCUCCACUCUGGCCGACCGCACCGCUCAGAUCGGCGUGGAGCACUACUACGCCCGGCAUGACCACCUCCAGCAGCCGGAUCCCGCUCAUGGCGACCAGAUGCGUGAGACUUGGUGGGGCGCGGACUUCACCUACUCCGAACCCGAUACCGAGGAGCAGAUGUUCCUGCCCUUCAGUCUGGAUCCGACUUUGCUCGAGUUCCUGGAGAAUGCGAUUGAGUGAUCUGGUGUUUGAUAGCAGCUGGUGCUAUUUCGAUAUUAUUUUGUUUGUUCUUGGGCUCUUCAUGGGAAAUUUACUGCUCGAUAUCCGGGGCGUUCUUUCCAGACUGUUAUUACCCAUCGGUCUCUUCUAUGCUUGACAGUAUGGAUUCGAGUUUGAUGACUAGGCAAGCAGGUUCUUGCUGCUUGUGUGCAAUGGUCUGUUUUACUGUGCUGUUCUUGGGAAGUGUGGCUAUCUAAUGAUACCCUAAUAAUCAAAAGUCGUAGCUAGUCUCAAUAGGAAC